Penicillium egyptiacum is the source of this 1527-nucleotide messenger RNA. NCBI's taxonomy places the organism in Eukaryota, Fungi, Ascomycota, Eurotiomycetes, Eurotiales, Aspergillaceae. The record is from the annotation of a GenBank genome assembly.
AUGGCUCCAAAACCCAUAGAAUUUAAAAUGGAUAUGAGCCCAAAGUAUGAGAAACCAAUUUGGGAAUCACUUGGUAUCGAUCUGGCCUCGAACAGUGCAGAUAAAUCAGCCGUCAUCCACUUGAUUCGACAGAUCUACAAUCCCAUGUUGCACGACUCUCUUCAAAAGGGAAGUGAUUGGAACUCGACAUUUAAAGGUAAGCUGGGAUUCGAAAUAAGACGCAGGCUCACCGAUAGGCAAAACGAUUUGCCAGCUUUAGUUCGUGCUCAUGUCCCAGAUCCAGAGGCACUUACCCAGUGUAUGUUCAAUGUCCUUCGAUAUUACCGCUUCACUGAUCCUUCAUGGAGAGUCGUCAAUUCUAAUUAUCCUAUUGUUGAAGAUGUCCCUCUACCUGCUCCUGCAGGUGGCCUUGCACCUCGCCCUCCUGCUCCUACUCCUACUCCUGCUCCUGUUCCUGCUCCUUCUCCUGUUGAUAGAAGUCUCCUUAUCGCUGCUCCUGGCCGUCUCCUUGCUCCUGGUCCUGGCCCUGGUCCUGCCCUUGCCGCUGCCCCUGGCCCUAUUCGUGCUCCUCCUAUUGAUGAUGUUCCUUCUUCUGUUCGUCUUCCUUCUUCUGCGCCUGCUCGUGCUCGUGCUCGCCCUCGGCGUCAGCCUCAGCCUCGUGCUCCUACGCCUGCUCCUGCGAGUGCCCCUAGCCCUGCCCCUACCCCUACUCCUAGCCCUGGCCCUGCUCCCACUCCGGCUCCGGCUCCUAAUCCUAUUCCGACCCCUGCUCCCGCUCCUACUCCAAAUUUGUAUCUCGAUGAGCGAGACACAGCGCUAAUGACAGCGCUAAUCGGCGCUGGAUACGGACCCCAGCUACCCGAGACAACAUCUCCUGCUCCCGCCCCUACUCCAAAUUUGUAUUUCGAUGAGCAAGACGCAGCGCUAAUGACAGCGCUAAUCCGCGCUGGAUACGGACCAAUCGACACGACAUCUUCUGCUCCCGCUCCUACUCCAAGUUUAUAUUUGGAUGAGCAAGACACAGCGCUAAUCCGCGCUAGAUACGCAGCUCAGUGGUCUCCCAACCCACCCGACACAACAUCUCCUGCUCCGGCUCCCGCUCCCGCUCCUAGCCGUCUCCGUCUCCUUGCGUCUGCCCCUGCUAGGACUCCUGCUCCUGCUCCUACCCCUGGUCCUGUCCCUGCACCUCCCGUUGAUAGAUGUCUCGUUAUCGCUGCUCCUCCCCUGGCUCGCGUCCCUGUUACAAAGACUGCCACGGGGCCAAAUGCUAAUGAUUCAGGUGAGGCUCCUACUGAUACUGCAGCUCCUCUCAGUGACUCUCUCGCCACGUUUGCCCUCACUCCUACUCCUGGUCCUCAAAUCCAACCUAGCAUUAGUCUCCAUCCAGAUCAUGCUCUCUUUAUUGCAACAGAAGAACUCCACGCCCCUAUCCUAGAUGAACUACAAGAUGGCUACUAUGUGACCGAUCCUACGGAAGCCCCAUCUCCACCUCGCACUGACCUAGAUGUUUUUCGCACCUACUAUUGA